AUGAAGACGGUACGAAGAAGGGUGGUGACACAAUGGCGACAGAGAUCAACGGAUGGUAGGACUGCUCCGCCCCGUGUACCGCCUCCGAAAAACCGAAUAAUUGCAACGAACUGUCCGCCGUCAGUUCACCCAAACCGACAGGCACAAUUGAGACGGGAAAUUGAGCUAUUACGAAUAGGAUGUUGGGAGAAAAUGGUUUAUUCUGGGGUAGAGGCCGCAUUAAAUCCAUGUUGUUUUCAUCCUAUAAAUCCGCGGUGUUUCGACAGUAAUAGGUAA
Messenger RNA from Cercopithifilaria johnstoni, 276 nucleotides. NCBI's taxonomy places the organism in Eukaryota, Metazoa, Nematoda, Chromadorea, Rhabditida, Onchocercidae. The record is from the annotation of a GenBank genome assembly.